Dreissena polymorpha is the source of this 3593-nucleotide messenger RNA. Its product is annotated as potassium voltage-gated channel subfamily C member 3-like. Gene Ontology annotation, biological process: protein homooligomerization; potassium ion transmembrane transport. The transcript is spliced from 5 exons. Gene Ontology annotation, cellular component: membrane; voltage-gated potassium channel complex. NCBI's taxonomy places the organism in Eukaryota, Metazoa, Mollusca, Bivalvia, Myida, Dreissenidae. The record is from RefSeq and is a predicted model, not a curated record. Bases 321 to 1790 code for a protein of 489 amino acids. Gene Ontology annotation, molecular function: voltage-gated potassium channel activity; protein binding.
UUACACCACAAUUGUGUUGUUAUUACCGUGACAUUAGAUAGUCGGUAACCUUGAAGCUCUCAAAUUGUAUGGGUUAAAGAUGGACUCAACUGGAUAUGUAUUAUUUAUAUUUACAUUUACAAACAACAUUUUAACGCAUUAAUAGAAACGCCGUUUAAAUAGAAAACGAAUAGCAAUAGUAGGUGUUGAUGUUCCAAUGGGGCAUUUAAUGCAUAUUACGUUCAACCUCUAUUCUAUUUGCAUUUGUGUCGGUAUACUAUAUUUCCAUUUGAUCGACGUUUAAACCAAGCCUAAAGUUGUCGGAUAGAUCUGAUUCUACCAUGUCCAUCGACACACGAUAUACGGUCUUCAACGUUGGAGGAGUAAGGUUUCAGACAUCAAAGGAGACAAUCUUAAAAGGAAAAGAAAGGGUGGGACAACUAUGUAACGAAAAGUUCUUGGACAACUUUAGAGAUUGCGACAAUACGUAUUUCUUCGAUAGGGACCCCAAUAUGUUCCAGUCCAUAUUAAACUACAUACGGACGGGCGAACUACACCUGCCGUCCUACAUUUGCGGACCGGCCGCCAAACUUGAGCUGGACUUUUGGGGCGUGCAGGAGGUGAACAUCCAACCUUGCUGCUGGAUGAACUUUAACGAAGGGAAUUCUACACAGAACGCACUGAACCGGCUGGAGAAGGAUCGGAAACGCAUGCAUCUUCUGCACGAGCUGGACGAUGAAAACAAUACGACACAACCAGAUGUAAAACAGAAACUGAAAUGGAGUGAGAAAGUCGAAGAAAACCCGGUUAUGAGUGGAGUAUCAAUCAAUGUGAAUCAAUGCUCUGUUAAACUCAGAUGUUUUAAUUUGACUUCGGAAAACGUGCGAAGAAAAACAUGGCGCUUUUUAAAUCGGUCAAACUCCUCCAUGGGAGCAAAGGUAUUUGCAUACGUUGCACUGCUGUUUGUGGCGAUGUCCAUAUUUUCAUUCAUGGCGGAUACAAUGGAGCAUUUCCAGUACUUUGAGCAAUCUUUCGAUCAUAUAACAGGUACGAUUAACAAAUCAAACACGAGCGUCCAUGGCAACGAUUCGACAGCAACGACAUUGGUCAUUCAAAACACAACAUCACAACCAAGAAUUAUUCAAACCAAGCACCCGGUGUUGAACAUUAUUGACAUAAUCUGCCUUGCUUUCUUUAUAGUCGAGUAUCUGGCAAGAUUGUAUUUUUCACCGAAUAAACUCAAGUACGCAAAGUCCCUACUAUCGGUGAUUGACCUACUUGCAAUAAUUCCUGACCUGAUAGAGACACUCGUGCUCUUUUUACAACCAGACCUCCAUGAGGAGUUUAUAGCCGUGGGUUUCAUUCGCUACAUUCGCAUUCUCCGGAUAUGCAGGCUAAUCCACCACUCUACGGGACUCUGGAUCCUAAUCUACACCCUCAAGGCCAGUUUCAGCGAGCUGAUGCUUCUCGUCUGGUUCAUGAUCAUCGGUGUCUUCGUCUUCUCAAGUCUGAUUUACUUCGUUGAAGAUCGUGACAAAUUCACGAGCAUUCCAGAAGGUUUCUGGUGGGCAUUGAUUACCAUGACAACCGUAGGGUACGGCGACUUUUUUCCAGUGACUGUUCUUGGAAAGAUUGUGGGCUCGUUCUGUGCUAUGGCGGGUGUGUUGCUGGUCGGUUUCGCCGUGCCCAGUCUUGUGAACAAUUUCCGAUUGUACUAUCAAUACGUGAAUUUGGUAAUUCACAUGGAUAAGCUAAAACUGAUGCAUCAGAAGGCCAAAAAAAGAAGCCUUAUGGACGAAAAACAUUGGUGAAGAUGAACAACAUAAACAAUGAAUUGGCGAGCGUCGACAAAAGGAAGAAGAUGAAUGAGAUUAUUUAAUGAGUGAAGAUGAAAUUAGCUCUCGUUUGAACCAAAUCUCGUGAGACCUCGCAGAAGUGGACCCACUAUUUAAGCGAGCAACUAAAUCCACGCUGCGAUUAAUGACGUACAUUCAACUACCGGUAAUAUAGAAUUGUUUGCGCAUACGGAAACCAAUAAAAUAAACGCAAAAAUAUGCAAAAAAGUAAGACGGUGAAGAAACAGCUUUUUAUACGUACACGAGUUUGGAUUCAAUCCUUAGUGAAAACACAUGUCUAGUAUUGAAGUGGCCCUUGCAAGGGGAGAUCCUAUUUGGAGUUUCAUGGAAUUAACGUACAUGCAUAACGUGUGCCAUAUGAACAUCAUUCAGCGAGAAUAAUUUGCAUGACGAUCAAUUUUAAUCAAGUCUUAUAAAGCAACCGUUUUCAUUUAAGGUACGGUAAAUAUUUUUUUAUUAAUCCACUUUGCUUACAGUUUUCGUCACACAAUAGGUGUCGAUGUUUCGUUGCAGGGCUGCUGCAAUUGUUUGAAAAGCAAUGAACCGGAAGUUAAGGACAAUCAUUUCAUAAUUUAACUCACACAUAUUAAAAUAUGUUAUAUAUCAACAAUAUUAUGUUAUAAAAAUCUGAUUUUAUACAUUUGAUUUUUUAUUGAACUUAAGUGGUCCCUGAUAAAUUUGGUUCUUACUGAAUCUGAAACAAAUAGCUUGAUCACCGAUCUGCGACCGACACAUGUCCGGACUGAACUUAAAUCAAAUGCGGACGCCUAGUGACACUGCAUAUCCUGUGUUAUGUUUUAGCGUGUUUGUUUUAAAUCAAAAAUAUAUUUUUAUUCUAGUAAGCAAUGAAAACAGUAUAAAGUAUGUAAAUAAACUGUAAUUAUAAAUUUGUCGACAUGCUGUGGAACGAUAGAAAAAGUCAAAGGAUGGAAGAUCGAGCUGGUAAUCUUCUAUGAUGGGUUUCUGCAAGCCCAAUACUAUGGAACUGACGCUAUACCGCUUGACUCCAGUGGAAGGCACAUCCCUUAAUAUCAUCUCUUUGAAAUGACUCUCUGACGCUGAAAGGCAAACCGUUUAAAUAGCAUUAACUAUUCCCCCACCACCCUCUCCCGUCUAAAAAUGAAAAGAAAUGGACCACUAUUCAAAAUCAAAUAUCAGCUGUGACACGCCUUCAAGAUUUUCAGUAACAUAAGUCAAAUACUUACUAUUUUUCUAGUUAUAUUUUGUUCAAAUAAUGUAUUCGUGCAUUGGUGUAAUCCAAUUAAAAUUAACAAUCCUUCGCAAAUUGCAAAUGUUCAAACGACAACGUGGCACUCUUUUGAUUUAACAUAUAUCAAAUGGUUUAAAUUAUUUUGAUAUCAAUAUCAUAUGUUCAGCAUCUUGCCGAUCUGAAUGGAUCAUUGACUUACCUGUAACACUGAAUAUUGACGGAAUACGCUUUCGAUUGUUUCUAUAACCUCCUAUUAACGCUUUGGAAAUAUCGUUUAGAAACACUACAGGACAUAUUAUUAUGGAAAUACCAUCUGCUCUGUCAAUCGGCAUUUACCAAUACAUCAAACUUAGACAAAUGCUUAAAGCAAACUAUCACACUGAAUUAUUCUUAGUACACAAUUGAGUUAAGGAACGUUCUUAACCAAAAUUUAAUCUCUUACGCAAUCAGACUUUAUUAAAAAACACAACUGAAAUUGCAUUAGAUAUCACUUUACUUUGUUUGAUUGAUAACGUUUGCAUAUAUUAUAACUUUGAUGUCAAAUUUUG